Microcebus murinus (gray mouse lemur) is the source of this 5769-nucleotide messenger RNA. The record is from RefSeq and is a predicted model, not a curated record. Lineage: Eukaryota; Metazoa; Chordata; Mammalia; Primates; Cheirogaleidae.
GCUGGCUCUGGGAAAGUCCCAGGGGUGGGGGCAGCCUCCACAGGGCAAUUACCACCUUGACCCCACCCCCUGGGCAAAAGUCUGCCCCUCUGGCUGUAAUUCCACAGUUAGACUUCACACCUUUGGCUUAAAGCUGAAUUUUCUGUUACCAUGUGGAUGCCUCAGGUGGAGGUAACACAAUGAACUUUAAGUCAGCAGCUCAGGCUCACAGAGAAAGAAUUUAAGCUCUCAGGUCCUUUGGGAGUGGUGGCCAGGAGUUAGGGUAGGGGAGAGAGGAGGGGGCUGAGGAAAUAUCACAGUCCUGGGGAAGAGAAGGCCAAGAACCUGGAAACCAGGCUUUGUAUUUUUCUUAGGUUCCCCCAGCCUGCCAGCACCCAGGAGGAGGAAGGGCUGGGGGAUGAACAUUUAUUUAUUGAGGGCCUAUCGUGGGCCAGGCACUGUGGUCAUCACUUUCUGUGCAUGAUCCUAUUUGGAGAGGGACAUUUAGGGUAGUGAGGUCACCUGUCCAGGUUCUCACAGCUGGUAGAGACAGAGCAGGUUUGGGGUUAAGAUCUGUCUGACUCCAAAGCCUUGGGUUUUGGCAUCAUAGCUGGACAUCAGUAGUGUUGUCUUGUUUUCAUUGGGCUUUUUAUUUAGGGUAUUGGCCUAACAGUGACAGAGGGAAUAAGGAAUGAGAAACAGAAAGAUGUGUUUCCACUGAGUGAUUUGUGCCUUGGGAACCUGUAUGGUAUUGUGAGGAAAACUGUGGGUUGAGAGAACCUGAGCUUGAAUCCUACCUCUACCACUUGCCUGGGACUUUGCAAAAAUCAUUUUAGACUCCUGAAUGGUCUGAGCCAAAAUGCCAGCAAAUGAGGAUAAUGAUACCUAUCUUGAAGUGUUGUCAUUCAUUCAUUCAUCCCUCAUUCCACGAAUGUUUUCUGAACCUCUCCUGUAUGCCAGGCACUGUGCUAUGUGCUGGAGAAAUAGCAGUAACAAGAUAGCUAGACUUACCAAGCUCAUUUUCGAGAGUUGACACACGCAAGUAAAUAGAGUGUCCUCUGAUAGAGAGUGAUCACGUGAGGAGAGUGCCUCAACCACAUUUGGGGAUCCCAGGAAGACUUCCUAGAGGAAGGGACAUCAAAGCUGAUAUCUGAAAUGUGACUAGAUGUCAGCCAGAGGAAGCAAUCAAAGUUUAGGUGAGUAGUCCUGGGAAGAUUCUAGGAGGAGGAAAGAGUGUCUGCAAAGGCCCCAUGGCAAGAGGAGGCCAACACGUUUGAGCCACUGGGAGACACUGAGAGUGGUACCAGCACUUGAAAAAUGUGUGCCACUUCCUUUUUGGCUCCCAUGGCUUCAAAUGAGAAAUCUGCUGUCAUUCAAAUUGGUGUUCCCCUGUAGAUUAAGCAAAUUUUAUUGAUCUGUCCAUAUGUUCAUCUUUGUCAUCUCUACUCUACUAUUGAGCCCAUCCAGGGCCCACUCCUGCUUCAGAACACCAUGCAUGCAGGAGGACUGCAGGGAACGCGACAGCUGGCUGUUGAAGAGAAGGGCGUGGUGGUGUUGAGAGACCUCCAGACUGGACAUGGCCCUGAGUCCAGUGGCUAACCAGGUCCUUCCUGAAGACCCAAAGAUGAUACCAAGUCUCAAAGCCUGUGGGGCCCCCGUUUUAGGCCUUGGUACCAUUCCUGGGCCCAACCCAGAUAUGACUGUUGUUCCUACGUUGAACCCACCCCCAAGUCCUGGCUUGCCUCUCAUUCCAGAUCUUAACCCAACUCUGAGUCCUGUCUCAGGGACCAAUAACACGUCCAGGCCUGAUGACAGCAGGGCCAUGGCUCCUGCCUCCCUCCAGGUCACCAGUUCUCGCUCUGGUGAAGCCUUGGGCCUGGAUUUGAGUCCCAUCUUGAGGCCUGACACACAGGGGACUCUCCGACCAGCCUCAAACCCCAUUCUGAGCUCUGGCUCUACUGAGCCCGCCAGUCAGAGUUCCGAGAACCACCCUGGGUCAAAUUCUGAACAGGCCUUCAAGUGCCUCCCAAGCAAGACUUUUGAUUUGGGUCAGAGUAACUCCAAUCCUUCCAGGCCCGAAUUAAACCCGUUUAUAAGGCACCGUUCUGGAGAAUCCCUGGUUCUGGGCUCCUGUGUCUCCAGGCCGGGCUCAAAAGCUCUGCUUAUUCCAGCCUCAAACUCUUCUCUGGAUCUUGACUCCAGUCAGCUGCUCGGUGCAGGCUCAAGAAACACCUCCAACCCGAACCUGAAUGUAGCUCCAGAUUCCUGUGGGACCCUAAUCCCGGACACAAAUGAGAUCCUCACUUUGGCUUCACAUAACAUCUCCGGGUCAGUUUCGAAAGGAGCCUUUGGUGCAACCUGGAGCACAAGUUCCAAGGGAACCAUCAAUGUGGCUUCAAACGGAUACCCCAGACCUGAUUUGAACAUGACCGUCACUCAGGCCUCGUGUGUCACCCUGAUUCCUGGCCCCAGCGAGGGUAUCAGCUUGCACUCCAGCACUCCUGGACCCAACUCCAACAUCUCCCCACCCUCGUGCGUGACCCUGCUCCUGGGCUCCAAUGAGACUCUGAGCCUGGGCUCCAGCCUCAUGUUCAGCGACACCUCCACUUUGACGCUGAGCAGCCAGCAGGAGUAUUCUGAGGACAACAGCAUCCGCACCGUACCCCUGGAGGGGAACCUGGGGAGUUGGGGCGAGAUGGCUGGCCUGGAGGUGGGCCAGUUCCCGCUGGGGCUCCCCAGCUCCAACACCGCCAGCCAGGACCUGGGCUUCCAGUGCAUCUCGGACGAAGCCUUCAAUGAAGUGACUUCAUGCCUGGUGAACGUGCCAGAGAAGAGAGAGGACGGCAACAAAAUGGCUCUGGUCGGGAACAUCAUCACCCUCCAGAAGAGCCAGGAUCUGCUGGACAUGGAAGGAGAGAAGAAGACCAUGAUGAAGAAGAUGAUGGUGCGGGAUCCACACAGGCAGAUCCAGGAGGAGCCGCUGGAUUCCCUCUCAAGCUCUGUCCGCCGGCAGGCCAUGGAGACCCUGACCCAGCUGAGUCACCAGCAGCCCGCGCUGGGCGUGCAGGAGAGGUCAGAGCUGGUGAGCACGUGCGUGCGGAGUGUGUUCUCCCUGCCCUCUGUGCAGGCCAUGCAGGAGAAAGACCAGGCCAAGGCCGAGGCUGUCCAGACGCUUUACCAUCAGACCCUGGAUGCCCUGCAGACCUUGCUCAAGGCCCUCUUUAUUGAGGACCCCACUCCCACUGGGCUGAAGAGCAUCUUGGAGCCCCUGGGGCCCUGGAUGAACUCUGGGAAGGCCCAUGAGCGAGCGCGGGCUGUGAACAGCAAUGUUUCUGUAUUGAACCACACGCUUCUGACUCUGCCUUUCUUUAUGUCCUCGGGGUUCCCGGCACUGGGGCUCCUGCUGGGGAGGCUCAUCCUUCGCGUCGGGGAUCCUGAUGAGGAGAUUGGCCGGGAGGCCCUGGACGGCAUCGUCAUCCUCUACACUAUCCUGGAGCUGCAAAAACGAGCCAGAGAUAAGGAAGAGACCAACAAGAAGGAGCUGUACGAGAGCAACAAGCGUUUCCUGGGGCCCUACAACCCCGUCAGCCCGUGCCAGAACAUCCUGCGCGUGAUUGCGGAAUUUGGAGACUUCCUGGGGCCCCAGCAGGUAAAGGACCUGCUGCUGGCAGCCCUGGAAGGGCUGCAAGGUGGCUCAGAGGCUCCAGGAAAGGAUUCCGGGGAGAUCAUGCAGCUGGCCUCGGAGGUCACGCUCAGCUCGGUGCUGGAGUGGUACCGCCACAGGGCGCUGGAGGUGAUCCCCGAGAUCAUGCAGGGCAUCUACAUACAGCUGAGCCACAUCCAGGAGCCACGGGCCCGAGAGGUGGCCCUGCUGCCCGUCUCCCUGCUGGCCAGCUCCUUCAUGACCGAGGUCGUGGUGGCCCUGCUCAUGUGCCCCCUCCCGCUGGACAGCAACGGAGCGGAGAUGUGGAGGCAGCUGAUACUGCGUAAGCCCAGCUGUGACGUCCGAGACCUCCUGGAUCUGCUCCUGACCAGCCUGAAGGAGAAGCCUGUCACCAAGAAAGGCCGGGCCUCCAUUGUGCCCCUAGCGGCAGCCAGCGGCCUGUGCGAGCUCCUGUCCGUCAACAGCUGCGUCGGCCGCGUGAGGCGCAUCUACCCGCAGCUGCUGCUGGCCCUGCUCAUUCAGGUCCAUUACCACAUCGGCCUCAACCUGCCCGGCCACGUGGCUCCUUGCAAGGACGCCAAGAAGGACGCGGAGCCCCCUGCCUUCGUACCUGUGCGCUGGGUGGUGAAAGUGGUGAAAACGCUGCUGCUGAAGAUGGGCUGCUCCUACGAGGCCGCCUUCGUGGAGGAGCAGGGUGGCUGGGAGCUCAUGGGACAGGCGGAGAACCACCACCGAGGAGUGUGCCUGCUGGCGAGGGCCAUGGUGCACUACUCCUGCCAGGAGCUGUGCCGCAUCCUCUACCUGCUCAUCCCGCUCCUGGAGCGCGGCGACGAGAAGCACAAGAUCACCGCCACCGCCUUCUUCGUGGAGCUCCUCCAGAUGGAGCAGGUGCGCAGGAUCCCCGAGGAGUACUCUCUGGGGCGGAUGGCGGAAGGCCUGAACCACCGCGACCCCAUCAUGAAGGUGCUGUCCAUCCGAGGCCUGGGCAUCCUGGCCCGCAGGACCGAGAAGAUGGCCAAGGUGCAGGCCCUCCUGCCAUCCAUGGUGAAGGGCCUGCAGGGCCUGGAUGGGAUGCUGGUGGUGGAAGCACUCCACAACCUCAAGACCAUGUUCAAGGGGCAGGGCCGGAAGUUGGUGGACAGCUCGAUCUACCUGGAGAUUCUGCAGGUCCUGCUGCCGCACUUCAGUGACUCACGCGAGGACGUGCGCUCCUCGUCUAUCAGCCUGUAUGGGAAGAUGGUCCAGAAGCUUCGGCCCCCACACACCGAGGCCAUGGAGGAGCAGCUGGUCAGCACCCUGGUGCCACUGCUGCUGACCAUGCAGGAGGGCAACGCCAAGGUGGGCCAGAUAUGUGUGAAGACCCUGUUCCAAUGUUCUUGCUUCAUGGCUUGGGAGUUGCCGAAAAGAGCUUACAGCCGGAAGCCCUGGGACAACCAGCAGGAGACAGUGGCCAAAAUCUGCAAGUUCCUUGUGAACACCUACCGGGACCACGCCUUCACAUUCCUCAGCCAGAGCCUGGAGUAUGCCAGGAACCCACGGGCCUCCCUCCGGAAGUCCUCAGUCAUGUUCAUAGGGUCCCUGGUCCCCUGCAUGGAGGGCAUAAUGACAGAGGAGCGUCUGAAUGAAGUGAAAUCUGCUCUGGAAAACUUGAGACAUGACCCAGAGGCAUCAGUGUGCAUCUAUGCAGCCCAGGCCCAGGACCACAUCCUGGCCAGCUGCUGGCGGAACUCCUGGCCGCUGCCGCACGGGGACCCGUGGGUGUGCGACCCAGCUGCCACACACCGCUGGAGCCCCAGCUGUGACCACCUGCCCACUUCCCACCAGCGGCGCUCCUGGAUCAUGCAGGCACUGGGCUCCUGGAAGAUGUCCUUGAAGCAGUGAUGUCCCCGAGCCCCCAACCCUCCUCAGGGUGGCUGAGCCCCAGCCACACCCACUGUAAGUGCCAUGUGGCUCACCUCUCCACCCUGAGCUUUUCCUCAUGGGACGUGCCCGGGCUCUGGAGCAGCUGUCCCUCUGUGCAGCAAGCUGUGAGAGGAGCAUGGCCUUCGUUUGUUGGCUCAGUCCACAUUUACUGACGCACACAGGCUGUUUUGUCCACAUUGAAUAAAUGGGGAAACUGAGGCUCA